AUGAAGAGAGUAGCUAUUCACUAUGGUCUCCUCAACUCACCCUCCAUGAGAAUGCCACCAUACCUGCUGAUCCUUCUCCUGAUGAAAGAGAAGAUUGUGAGCUCUUUGACACCAUUGCUAUUGAUUCUAGUGAUUCCCAUGACCAACAUCCCUUUGAUGUUGAUGUGUUCAACCAUUGUGAUGAGAGAUGUGGUUGAGGCUGGGGAUUCAAGCCUUGCCUUGGCGGUGCUUUCAAAACUUAAUGGCCUCUUGGCUGGCACCUGUGAGAAUGCUGCAACCAGCUCUUUGGGUCGCCUGGCCUACCACUUUGCCCAAGGCCUGCAAUCCCGGAUAUCUGGUGCAUGCUCUCCAUGCUACCCGCCAGAUUCAGUGCAGUCUGGUAUUAUGUCGGCGCACCAGAUGAUCCAAGAGCUGUCGCCAUAUGUCAACUUUGCACACUUGACCGCCAAUCAGGCCAUUCUAGAUGCCACCAUAGGUGACAUGGAUAUUCAUGUCAUCGACUUCGACCUUGGUGAGGGCAUACAGUGGCCAUCGCUCAUGUCAGACCUUGCUCGCCAUGGUGGCAAAUCAGGUAGCAAGUUACAGAUGCUACUACUCUGUGUGAGGAAGUUACAACCCAAGUCAGUAGUCGUCAUAGAAGAGGAGCUGGUCAGAAUUGGGAAAGAGGCUUGUUUGUCCCAGGUCUCCUUUGUGGAGUUCUUCUUCGAGGCAUUGCACCAUUUCACCACGGUGUUUGAGUCCCUGUCGAGUUGUUUCAGCAGUAGUAGCAACAGGGCGUGCCUGAGGCUUGUCGAGAAGGAUAUGGUGGGGCCAAAGAUACAGGACUUCGUGGGGCAGUACGGAUCUGUGACACCGGAGGCCGCUGCUCCGAAGACCCAUUUGGUUACUUCUUCCCAAGGAGCGUUCGUCAUGGAAGCACUGAUUUCUGCAGUUGCGGGUGAACUUGUCAGCCGGUUCAUCUCUUUCUUAGCACAGAACUUUUGCGACCGUACACUGAAUGAGGAUGACCAUAGAAGAUUGGAGCACGUCCUGCUAAGGAUUCAUACCAUCGUUGAGGAAGCAGAGGGGCGGUGCAUCACAAAUCGAGGAAUGCUGCUACAGCUGAAGAUGCUCAUGGAGGGCAUGUACGAAGGGCACUACAUGCUUGACAGGUUCAAGAUACAGCAUGCUGAAGAAGACAAAGUCGAAGGUGAGGUGAGAUCACUUGCCAUGUCUACUCUUACUGCUGCCAAGCGCCUUCGUUUUACUUCUGCUAUCACAAAGGACACACCAGCAGCUUUUGGUACCGGGGGCACUGCAAACCUGAAAGGUGUUCUUGACAGUUUAGAAGCAAAGAUUCAGGAUAUGAGGGAGUUCGUCAUGCUGCUUGGCAGCUGCCCACGCCUGCCUCGUCAGCCGUACUGUACAUAUCUGUUCAUGGAUAAGUGCAUGUUUGGUCGCCACGCCGAGAAAGAGCAUGUCAUCAAUUUCUUGCUGGCAAAUGAUGAUACUCAUGAUGACUGCUCAAAUCUGGGCAUCCUUCCGAUCAUCGGUCCGCACCGAGUUGGGAAGAAAACCCUUGUGCAACAUGCUUGCAAGGAUGAGAGGGUACGCGAUUUCUUCUCCAAGAUAUUGUUCUUCAAAGGGGAUGAUCUAGAGAACGGAGAAUUCGCAGAGAGUUUAGAGGCUGCCUCCGGGAAGAAGUGCUUGUUUGUUGUUGAGUUCCAUUGGAAUUUGGAUGAGGCAGCAUGGACAAAUCUCAAAUCCUCUUUUCAGAAGGUGGCGGGUCAUGGAAGUAAAGUUCUUCUGAUAGGAAGAACUCAUGAAGUUGCUAAGUUCGGGACGGCACUGCCUGUCUGGAUGAAGAGUUUGUCUCAGGAAGAGUACUGGUACUACUUCAAGGCACUCGCUUUCGGAAGCAUGGAUCCUGAUGAGCAUCCAAAACUUGCAUCUCUGGGCAUGCAGCUAGCUACUGAAUUAAAAGGCUCAUUCCUGGGUGCAAACAUACUCGGUGAGAUGUUAAGAUCUAAUCCCAACGCUCAGUUCUGGCACGCCAUCCUGUCAAGCGUAAGAGCGCUCGUGCAGGAACACAUGUUUUCCGUUGGGGUACACCCUGAAGACCUCCUUGAGAGAAAUGUUCCUGUUGGUUUCACUAAUGUUUCCUUUGUGGGUGCCCAAAGUCAGGGGUGCCUGGUGUAUGAUCUCAGGGAGGCUGGCCCUGGAGAAGAUGAGCUGCCAUUGCCGACGUCGCGAGAAGUACUGACGGGUGUCAAGGUUCCUGCUGAGGACAGGUUUGAUGUGCUGGUAUGGAAAUCUCGCAUCCCACCAUACUGCAGCUACAUAGCUACCUAUGAGAGACAGAAGGCGCCCCGGCACAUAGUUGGCAAGAAGAAUCGUCUGGCUCUGAGAGAAAUACAAUCGUAG
Molecule: messenger RNA, 2403 nt
Organism: Miscanthus lutarioriparius
Lineage: Eukaryota; Viridiplantae; Streptophyta; Magnoliopsida; Poales; Poaceae
Source: the annotation of a GenBank genome assembly